This is a messenger RNA of Perca fluviatilis (European perch), 6613 nucleotides long. Its product is annotated as ADAMTS-like protein 1. Gene Ontology annotation, cellular component: extracellular matrix. Lineage: Eukaryota; Metazoa; Chordata; Actinopteri; Perciformes; Percidae. Gene Ontology annotation, molecular function: metalloendopeptidase activity. The transcript has 26 exons. The coding region runs from base 235 to 4794 and encodes 1519 amino acids. The record is from RefSeq and is a predicted model, not a curated record. Gene Ontology annotation, biological process: extracellular matrix organization.
CAACGUGUUUGCUGGGGGAACAAAAUAUCUGGAAGCGACCAGUGAGGUGUCAUGUCGUCUCUGGCAGUUCUUGGCUGACUUUACCUUUUUUUAUUCUCUCUCUCUCUCUGUGUGAACUGGAGCCGGAGCGCAGCGCGGAGAGGAGAGGAGAGCAGCGACUGGGCAGACUGGGACAGAGCGGGCAAUCCCAACCUCUCUACAGUUUGAAAUUACAUUAAGUUAGCAGCGUCAGAGAUGACAGGGGGCUGCUGGUGGACGCCUGGACUGGUUCUUCUCGCUGUUUGUGUGAAGGUUGCUGUUUGGGCUAACGAUGGGGACGCAGUGUUCAUCAGGGAAUUCACUCUGAUUCGACGAGACCAUCUUGCAGAAGAGCCGCUCCACGAUAGCAGCCAAAAACCAGAAGACCCUAGCUCGCGGACGGCCCGAUCAGAAGAGGACAGAGACACUCUGUGGGAUGCCUGGGGUUCAUGGAGUGAAUGCUCCCGGACCUGUGGAGGAGGCGCCUCGUACUCCCUCAGACGAUGCCUCAGUUCCAAGACCUGCGAAGGCCAGAAUAUCAAAUAUCGCACAUGCAGUAAUGUGGAUUGUCCUCCAGAUGUUGGUGAUUUCCGUGCCCAGCAGUGUUCGGCUCAUGCAGAUGUGCGAUACCAGGAUCAGUACCAUGAGUGGCUCCCUGUGUACAAUGACCCGGACAACCCUUGCGCUCUCAAGUGCAAAGCCAAGGGCUCGGGCCUUGUGUUGGAGCUAGCGCCCAAGGUGCUGGACGGGACACGCUGUUACACCGAGUCCUUGGACAUUUGUAUCAGCGGAGUCUGCCAGAUUGUAGGUUGUGAUCAUGAGUUGGGGAGUACGGCAAAGGAGGACAACUGCGGUGUCUGCAAUGGAGAUGGCUCAUCCUGCAGACUGGUGCGAGGACACUACAAAUCCCAGCAUGCUUCAGGAAAAACUGAGGACACAGUUGUUGCCGUCCCCUAUAAGAGUCGUCAUGUGCGUCUAGUCCUGAAAGGCCCGGAUCACUUGUAUGUGGAGAGUAAGACUCUACAAGGGGUAAACGGUGAACUGGUCUUUGAUAAAUCAGGGCAGUACAACCUGGAGAACACCACCUUGGACUACCAGAAACUUUCAGAUAAGGAGGUCCUGAGAAUCACUGGCCCACUGGGAGCUGACUUCACAGUCAAAGUGCAGUUUGCCAGUGGAGCAGACAGCGUGGUCCAGUACAUCUAUUACCAGCCCAUCAUCCACCGCUGGAGAGAGACCGACUUCUUCCCUUGCUCCGUCACGUGUGGUGGAGGUUACCAGCUAACCUCAGCAGAGUGCUUUGACCUGCGGAGCGGCCGGGUGGUUGUGGAUCAGUAUUGUCAUUAUUACCCAGAGAACGUCAAACCCAAACCCAAACUCGAGGAGUGCAACAUGGAGCCCUGCCUGGCCAGUGACGGCUACAAGCAAAUCAUGCCGUAUGACCUCUACCACCCCCUGCCUCGAUGGGAGAGCAGUCCCUGGACCGCCUGCUCCACCUCGUGCGGAGGAGGACUCCAGAGUCGCUCGGUGUCCUGCGUGGAGGAGGACAUGCAGGGUACCAUCACUCCCACAGAGGAAUGGAAAUGUCUCUACUCCCCCAAGACAGCUAUACUGCAGCCCUGUAACACCUUUGACUGCCCCACCUGGCUGGCACAGGAGUGGUCGCCCUGCACGGUGACCUGUGGGCAGGGUCUGCGCUACAGGGUGGUGUUAUGCAUCGAUCACAGAGGACUCCAUGCUGGAGGUUGCAACCCCACCACCAAACCCCACAUCAAGGAGGAGUGCCUGGUGACUGUGCCCUGUUAUAAAUCCAUAGAUACGCUCCCAGUUGAGGCAAAACCUGUGUGGCAUAAGCAGGCCAUAGAGCUGGAGGAGGAGAUCAGUGUUACUGAGGAACCGACCUUCAUCCCUGGUCCGUGGCAGCCCUGCAGCAGGACAUGCGGUGCUGGGACCCAGCGACGGACCAUCAAGUGCCAGGUCCUGCUGUCCUUCUCCCAGACAGUUGCUGACCUGCCCGAUGACGAGUGUGAGGGGGUAAAACCUGCUACGAGUCAGCCCUGCUACCGUACUCCCUGCUCUGGUGUUUCGGGCCAAGGAAAAGAGAGCCAAAAGGAGGGACAGGAAGAGGAGGGUGGGGAGAUACCUGAAAAAGAAGAACUACACGACUGGGAGUAUGAGGGGUUUACGGAGUGCUCAGAGAGUUGUGGGGGAGGUGUGCAGGAGGCUGUGGUCAUCUGCCUGAACAAGCAGACCAGGGAGGCAGCAGACCAGAGCCUGUGUGUGAGCUCCCGUCGGCCCCCGCAACUCCUGCAGGACUGCAAAACUCAGCCCUGCCCACCCAGGUGGGAAACAGAGGAGUGGAGUUCAUGCUCUGCUACCUGUGGGGUUGGUCUGAUGACCCGCACUGUGGCAUGCACUCACCGGCCCUCUCGGGACAGUAACCGUACUGAGGUUUUGAGGGAUGAAGACUGUCAGAGCCCCAAGCCCAACCCUGUCCAAGCCUGCAACCGCUUUGACUGCCCUCCUAUGUGGGAAACGCGUGACUGGGGCCAGUGCUCCCAGAGCUGUGGUGGUGGAUUUCAAAGGAGGCAGGUCCUGUGCAAACAGCGGUUGGCAGAUGGCAGCAUCCUGGAGCUGCCUGACACCUUUUGCCCCUCCAAGGGCCCCGCAAACCAGCAGCCCUGUGCCAAGCAAGAGUGUCCACCUCAAUGGGUGACAACUGACUGGUCCCAGUGUUCAGUGACCUGUGGAAAUGGCAUUCAGAGACUACAGGCAGUCUGCAGAAGACAAGGGGAAGAUAGGGGACAUGUGAUCGUAGACUCUGAGAACUGUUCCCUGAUGGCCCGGCCCACCAAAAUCCGGCCAUGCUCCCUUAGGCUCUGUGAGAAUUCUGUCAAGCCCGAUCCCACCAUACUGGCCCAGAGAAAGGUGUAUAUCCAGUUGAGGAAGGGCAAAAAGUUACAGAUGGUAGUGGGAGGCUAUGCCUACCUGCUCCCCUGGACAACUGUGGUUCUUCGCUGCCCAACCCGACACUUCCGCAAAGGCUACAUCCGAUGGUUGAAGGAAGGAAAGCCAUUGGCCGGACUCCCACACCUCUCCAUAACAUCACUAGGAUAUGUGAAGAUUCAGCAGGUUCGUGCAUCUGAUGCCGGGAUAUACACAUGCGUUGCAGGACAGGCCAAAGAACAUUUUGUCCUACAAAUCAUUGGCAGCAAGCAGAAGCUCUCUGUUCCGGAGACAUGGCUCCUCGCGGGUGGACGACAAAAGGUUGGGCAGCCAGAUGUGGCCUCAACAGGGGAAAGAUUUCCAGAGCUACCCAUCUCCCUCAACCAAUAUGACAACAUUGUUGAGCAUUUGCUUGAACUCAAAGGCUCUCUCCAAGAUGUAAAAGACACUGCUGAUAAAACACACUCCAGUGAAAAGAACAGGUCGACCCUGGAGGAUGAGAGAACAGGCUCAGAACUUCCAAGCCUGCUCGUACUCAUCGCCGAUACCCACAGGCUAGAUGAGAUCAUGCAUAACCUCUCUGAAGGCCACGGAGGGCCAAGGGGGGAACAACUCAUCGCACAACUGCUGAGUGAGCUCAUUGUGACACAAGUUGAAACCAAUGAGUCUACUCUUCAUCCCCCGGAAAGUGCAGAAUCCUCCACGCAAGGGCCUCUCCUUUAUAAACCGAACAUCAAAGCCCACACGUCCAGGCCAAGAAAUCCGGUGAUAAUCCAACGGCCCAGGAAGCUCGGAUUGGUACCGUCGCCUGAAAUGAUAGCUCAUGUGGGAGUGCCAGUUUUGCUGCAGAAACCCAUUGCUAGUUUGGAGCUGAGAUGUGAGGCACUGGGGGACCCUGAACUAUCCCUGACAUGGACAAAGAAUGGAAAAGAGUUGCACUACAACAGCAGAGUAGGCCUGUUGUCCACCGGCUCACUGAGGAUCCAGUCUCCAAGCAAGGUGGAUGAGGGUCUGUACACCUGCACUGCCAGGAACCGUCUUGGAGCUACAUCUCUUUCGUCUUGGCUGCAGAUUACAUAUUUCAAAGGAAGAAAUUGUGUGGGAGCCAGUGGCCCUAUUUGCUCUGAGAGGAGUAACAGCAGCAAGUCAGCUGAGCUGUGUAAUGGACAAGCCUGCCCCCUCAGGUGGCAGGUGUAUCCUUGGUCGCCAUGCUCAGCCAGCUGUGGAGGUGGCUCCCAGACCAGGAGUGUCCGCUGCAUGAAGGGUCCUGAGGGCAGAUCAAGAGAGAUGGAGAGCCAGCACUGCCUUGGCACGGGAAGGAGACCCUCUGACACUAGGCUAUGCAACCAACUGCCCUGUGCCAGAUGGGCCACUACCCACUGGGGAGCAUGUAAUGGUCAAUGUGUGGGUCCCAGUUUGGCCACACAGCACCGCCAUGUUUACUGCCAAGACACAAAUACCACCAAAGUCCCCUACAGGAUGUGCAGUGGACUCCAGAGACCCAGCUCCGUGAAGAAUUGCUCCGCAGAGGCCUGUGCCCUUCACUGGCGUGUAAGCCCGUGGACGCAGUGCACUGCCACCUGUGGGCGGCACGGUUUCCAGUCACGCCAGGUGACAUGUGCACACCGUCGAACUGGAAAGGCCACACGUGAACAUCACUGCAUGUGGAGGCCUCGCCCUCCCAGCUGGCAGAGGUGCAAUAUUUUGUCCUGUGGCAGAGCAGGAGAGUGUCGAGACAGCACGAGGUACUGCGAGAAGGUUCAACAGCUAGAGCUUUGUCCACUGCCCCAGUUUAAGAGCCGCUGCUGUCAUUCCUGCCGAAACACCUGAGGCGGGGCCGUAAGACGAGGGCCAUGGGCGACCUGGAUAGGUCAGGGGAGAUGCUCAGACAGCCAAAAGAGACUUGAAACCUCUAUGCUCUAUCCUCACACCCACAACUGUCUUCAAUGACCAGUCUUGGAUUAGGAUACCUGAGUGUGGAAGAAUGUUUGGAUGGUCAUACCGAGAGUGGUUGUGAUCUACUUCCCUCAAUGAUCUCAUGUGUGGGUUUGAAUUUGAAAGUAUUUGAGAGGAGUGAUGCGUCUGUUAAUGAAGGCUUCGGUUUUACUUCUUUCUUUUUCUAAUCUGAUGCUUUUGAAGCUUUCCUAAAUUCUGCAAACGUGACUAAGAUACCAUUUCCAUUGUGAGUAAUAGGUUUCUAUUGUGGUGACUGCAUUGUACCAUAAAGGGGAACUCAUACAAGAACAAACUGUCCACAUUAAUGCUAUCUGGUGUAGUUUCUUUGCUAAAAGAAUUGGGUGGGGAAAAAAGUGCUGCGCCACUGUGUUCUAUUGUAGCAACAUCACUUCAUCUCCAAAAUAAGGUGCAUAUUAUCAUGCAAUUUAGCUUCCAAUACACAAAUAUGUAACUAAUGUACUUUUUUUUCAUUGAUUGACUUCAUACCCAGGGAUUUUGGGUAGACCCCUGAGCUUUUGAUAACCACUGGAUAGUUGUGUGUUUGCCUUUAUUGCAAUGGUCUCCAAAACAGUGUUGAUAAAUAGUUGUAAUGCUAUUUGAGCUUUUAUUAUAGAGGUAUGGGUAAACUCCUGUUUAAAUGCAGCAUAAUGCUGCCUAUAAAGGGGAAACGGCUAACAUGUCUAAAAGGCUAAUAUUCAAUAAAUGAUAUACAGCCACAUGUUAAAUGGAGCAUGAUCUGUGCUAUCGUUUGGGGUAAUUCAGCACGUGUUGACCGUAACGAUUGGUCAAGUCAUUUGAAGAGGAAAGGAUUUGGUAUUGCAGGCGUAACUGCGUUUUUUGGGUAGAAUAGAAAGUAGGACAUGAAAAAGAUUUAUCUUGCAUGGGUUGCACUAUGAGGGUGUAUGACUGAAGCAAGUCAAUCUUUGGAAAAAAGACACUUAUUUUGCACUCGACUCAUCCAAGUCUUUGUUAAGAAAAUGGCUUGUAGAGUAUUUUUUUUUUAGUUUGUAAAGUUACAUUGUUUAUAUAUUUUGUUUUGUGAUUUUGGUAUUUCUUGGAACGAUAUUUGUUAAAAUGUCCCUUUAACCACUUUGUGACCUUUUUAAAUGCCUCUCCACCAAAUUCUAUUUUUGCUUUAGUGUGACAUUUUAAGCAAAAACAACGUUACAUUUGACAGUCCUUACGUAACUCUUCUUCUUUUCACAGAUUUCAGUGUUGGUUGAACUUAAAACAUGUAAGUAAGAACUCUGUGUUACAUUUGGUUAUUGGUUAAAACAGUAGGGAAGUUUUUAAAAGAUCAUCAUUGAUGUACCAUACUUGUGCCAGAUAGGCAGGGUUUGCACUUUUGACAUGUAGUCCUGAGUUCAUCAUGUGUGCAACACAUACGUUAGCCGAUAACUUGGCCUUUCUAGGUGUGAUUAUUUGACUUUGUGAAAGACAAACAUGAUUAACAUAUUACUUAUGCCUUUAAGUUAUGUAGAUAUUUGUUUUGUCCUUAACUAUUUAUUUCAUACGUGUUCCUGUGCAUAGUUUUGUAAAUAAUUACAGGGGUUGGUUUUAAGUAUUCAUUUCCCUACAAUUUAUUGGUAUUUGAUGUGCAUGCAAUGGGGACCCUCUGCUGGUGAACUGAUGUGUUGCGUCCUGCUCAUGCCUGGUUUAUUAUUAAAUAAAACCAAAUACAUUCCUUUUAGAA